Mytilinidion resinicola is the source of this 3376-nucleotide messenger RNA. RefSeq names its product 2-oxoglutarate dehydrogenase-like protein E1 component. The transcript has 4 exons. NCBI's taxonomy places the organism in Eukaryota, Fungi, Ascomycota, Dothideomycetes, Mytilinidiales, Mytilinidiaceae. Gene Ontology annotation, molecular function: oxoglutarate dehydrogenase (succinyl-transferring) activity; thiamine pyrophosphate binding. Gene Ontology annotation, cellular component: oxoglutarate dehydrogenase complex; mitochondrion. Gene Ontology annotation, biological process: tricarboxylic acid cycle. The record is from RefSeq and is a predicted model, not a curated record. Bases 70 to 3219 code for a protein of 1049 amino acids.
UGUGUUUCCUUUUCCCUCUCUCAAACAGCUCCUCUUUAAUGCUCUUCUCCUCUUAGUGCUCGCUCCAUCAUGCUGCGCGUCACUCUCCGGAAAGCUUGCAGCGGCGCGAGGUGCGCGCGGUCGAACUUCUCGACUCUCGCCGGCACGUCUCCCGCGACCUCAAUCGCCUCGAAACAACGAGCUCUAGGGGCUGUCCCUCGGUUUCAGCAGCAUCGCCGCUAUGCUCUUGCGGCUUCAGAUACCGACAAAGGCGUGGACCCCAACGACUCCUUCCUACAGGGCAAUACCGCCAACUAUGUCGAUGAGAUGUACCUGUCGUGGAAGCACGACCCUUCCAGUGUCCAUAUCUCAUGGCAAAUCUACUUCCGGAACAUGGAAGAGGGCGGCAUGCCCGUGUCGCAGGCCUUCCAACCACCUCCGACCAUCGUCCCUGCACCACACGGCGGCUUGGGCCCAGCGCUGGGACCUGGCUUGGGCAUGACAGCUGGCGAAGGCAACGAUGUCCUGAACCACUUGAAAGUCCAGCUUCUCGUCCGCGCCUACCAGGCUCGAGGACACCACAAGGCCAAGAUCGACCCUCUAGGCAUUCGGACGGAGGCGGAACAAUUUGGAUACAGCAAGCCGCCCGAACUCGAGCUAUCCCACUACUCGUUCACGGAAAAGGACCUUGACCAGGAGUUCACUCUCGGUCCGGGUAUUUUGCCAAGGUUUAAAACAGACACGCGGACAAAAAUGACACUGAGGGACAUCAUCUCAGCUUGCGAGCGGUUGUACUGUGGAUCAUACGGUAUCGAAUACAUCCAUAUUCCUGACCGCGAACAGUGCGAUUGGCUACGUGAGCGAGUGGAGAUUCCUAUGCCAUACAAAUACUCCGUAGACGAAAAGCGCCGAAUUUUGGACCGUCUUAUCUGGGGAACAAGCUUCGAGAACUUCUUGGCCACGAAAUACCCGAACGACAAGCGGUUCGGUCUGGAAGGUGGCGAGAGCUUGAUUCCUGGCAUGAAAGCUCUUAUCGAUCGCAGUGUCGACUAUGGCGUCAAGGACAUCGUCAUUGGAAUGCCUCAUCGUGGACGUCUCAACGUGCUGAGUAACGUGGUCCGGAAACCGAAUGAGUCGAUCUUCAGCGAAUUCGCUGGUAGCGCUGAUCCUUCCGACGAGGGCUCCGGAGAUGUCAAAUAUCAUCUGGGUAUGAACUUCGAACGUCCCACGCCAUCAGGAAAGCGUGUCCAGCUCUCCCUUGUCGCCAAUCCUUCACAUUUGGAAGCCGAGGAUCCCGUCGUGCUCGGAAAGACUCGCGCUAUUCUCCAUUACAACAACGAUGAGAAAGAGGCCAAGACUGCCAUGGGUGUUCUUCUUCACGGAGAUGCUGCGUUCGCCGGUCAAGGUAUUGUGUAUGAGACUAUGGGCUUCCAUUCCCUCCCGUCGUACCAUACUGGAGGCACCAUCCACAUCGUCGUCAACAACCAAAUCGGCUUCACUACCGAUCCUCGAUUUGCCCGUUCCACACCAUAUUGCUCUGAUAUUGCCAAGGCCAUCGAUGCUCCUGUGUUCCACGUCAACGGCGAUGAUGUCGAGGCGUUCAACUUCGUUUGCCAGUUGGCAGCCGAUUACCGUGCUGAGUUCAAGAAGGACGUUGUCAUCGACAUGGUGUGCUACCGAAAGCAAGGCCAUAACGAAACCGAUCAGCCUUUCUUCACGCAACCGCUAAUGUACAAGCGAAUCGCGAAGCAUCCCCCGGCGCUAGACACUUACGUCACCAAGCUCUUGGAAGAGAAGACAUUUACCAAGGAAGAUAUCGAAGAGCACAAGUCCUGGGUGUGGGGUAUGCUCGAUGAGAGCUUCACUCGCAGCAAGGACUACCAGCCGAAUGCCAAGGAAUGGCUCACUUCUGCUUGGAACGGAUUCAAGUCACCAAAGGAGCUUGCCACUGAAGUUCUGCCCCAUCUUCCGACCGCCGUCGAAAAGGAAAAGCUGGAUCACAUUGCUGAGACUAUUGGUGGCGCGCCGGAAGGCUUCACUGUACACAGGAAUCUAAAGCGUAUCCUUGCUGGCCGCACCAAGACCGUGAGUGAGGGCAAAAAUAUCGAUAUGUCGACUGCUGAGGCAUUGGCUUUCGGAACCAUCGCUAUGGACGGACACCACGUCCGAAUCUCGGGUCAAGAUGUGGAGCGUGGUACCUUCUCACAACGUCAUGCUGUUCUUCACGACCAGGAAACCGAAGCUACCUACACCCCAUUACAGCAUCUCGACAAGGAUCAGGCCACUUUCGUGAUUUCGAACUCAUCAUUGAGCGAAUUCGGAGUGCUUGGUUUCGAGUAUGGCUACUCCCUCUCUUCGCCAAAUGCUCUUGUUAUGUGGGAAGCACAAUUCGGUGACUUUGCCAACAACGCUCAAUGUAUCAUCGAUCAGUUCGUUGCGUCCGGUGAAGUCAAAUGGCUACAACGUACUGGUCUAGUAAUGAGCUUGCCACAUGGUUAUGACGGUCAAGGACCAGAGCACUCCUCGGGACGUAUGGAACGAUACUUACAGCUAUGUAACGAGGAUCCUAGAAUCUUCCCGUCUCCCGACAAACUCGAUCGCCAGCACCAAGACUGCAAUAUGCAGAUCGCCUACCUCACAAAGCCAUCCAACUACUUCCAUAUCCUUAGGAGACAAAUGAACCGCCAAUUUAGGAAACCUCUCAUUCUAUUCUUCAGCAAGAGUCUCCUCAGACAUCCCAUAGCGCGAUCAGACAUUGAAGAAUUCACUGGGGAAUCUCACUUCCAAUGGAUCAUUCCUGACGAGGGUCAUGCGACAGGCGAAAUUGAGUCACAUGAGAACAUUAAACGCGUCAUUCUUUGCUCUGGCCAAGUCUUCGCUGCGCUCCACAAGGAACGUGCUUCGCGCGGGCUCAAGGACGUUGCCAUUACUCGCAUCGAACAACUAAAUCCCUUCCCUUGGCAACAACUAAAGGAGAACCUUGACUCGUACCCCAACGCUCAGAACAUUGUCUAUUGCCAAGAAGAGCCACUCAACGCCGGUGCCUGGAGCUUCACUCAACCAAGAAUCGAGACCCUACUCAACAAUACCGAGCACCACAGCCGCAGGCACGUCAUGUACGCUGGCCGCAACCCCAGCGCCAGUGUGGCGACGGGUCUGAAGGCUGCUCACCAGAAGGAGGAGAAGGACUUGCUAGAAAUGGCAUUCUCCGUCAAACAGGACAAAUUGAAGGGCGAGUAGCUGUCGUCACUGCAAAUUAGGCGAUGAAACACGCGACUUGUACUAUGCGUGUGGGUCUUGAGUUUUGUAUUUACUCUACUUUCCUGGACCUUGUGCAUGCUUCUUUCUUAGAAUACGGGUUGGCUGGUCGUGUAUUUUGAACCGAGGUGCAAGCGGG